This is a messenger RNA of Octopus sinensis (East Asian common octopus), 4599 nucleotides long. RefSeq names its product sorting nexin-4-like. Gene Ontology annotation, molecular function: phosphatidylinositol binding. Gene Ontology annotation, biological process: protein transport. The record is from RefSeq and is a predicted model, not a curated record. NCBI's taxonomy places the organism in Eukaryota, Metazoa, Mollusca, Cephalopoda, Octopoda, Octopodidae.
GAGUAGUUUCCCCUUAUGUCUCGUGAGUUCUAACCACAUACAACAAAAUGGCAGACGUCCCAGAUAGUGGGUCCUCCGAAAAUCUUACUGAAUCAGCUUCUCCAUCUACAGAUUCGGAAAAUGAAGAUUCUUCUCCACCCCCGCCUCCACCGAAGAAGACUCAUUUGCUACAAUGGAUGGAAAUCACUGUAUCAGAGCCAGAAAAAAGGACCAUACCAUCCAUGAAAAUGCAAGAUACAUAUAUUGUGUACCUUGUUGAAACAAGAGUUACUGACCCUGAAAUGAAAGGUUUUGGUGAUGGGGCAACUUCAGUGUGGAGGCGUUACAGUGAAUUUGAAUUGAUCAGGAAUUAUCUAGAAGCAAUUUACCCACAAGUUGUAGUCCCACCUUUACCAGAAAAAAAGGCAACAUUUCUCUGGCAGAAUGCACCAUCUGAUAAAUUCAACUUGGAAUUUAUUGAAAGGAGAAGAGCAGCUCUAGAGAUUUUUCUACUACGUUGUUCAUCGCAUCCAACUCUCUGUGCUGACAAAGUGUUUGUUAGCUUUCUUCGACAGGAUUCUGGAUGGAAGGAACUAGCUUAUGCUACUGAGUUUCAAAGCAAGGCUGAAUCUAGAAUUAAAAGUCUUAGUGCUGCCUUUCGACUUAAAAGACCAGACCGACAAUUUGAAGAGCUUAAAAACUACAGUAACGAACUUCAAUCCAUUAUUUCAACAAUACUGAAAAUCAGAGCAAAACUUGCCGACCGGCUUUAUGGUAUUCACAAAAUUCAUGCUAAUUAUGCCAGAGACGCUGAAUGGAGUUCUUUAGAGAAAGAGAUGAGUGAAGGCUUGAAGGGAUCUGGACAUUAUAUGGAUGUUUUUGCUAAUUCUGUUGAUGCAAUCUUGGAGGAGGAAGAACAAUAUGCAGACCAACUCAAAGAGUACUUGGCAUUUGCUGAUUCUUUAAGGUCUGUUUGUCGAAAAUAUGAAUGCAUACAGUAUGACCUGGAAAAAACUGAAGAAUGUUUGUCAACAAAAGGAAGCCAAAAGGAUAUGUUGAAUCAAGGGAAACAGCAAGGUGGCUUUACUCUUUCAAAUGUCAAAACCAAACUAUUUGGAGGUGAUACACCUGAGCAAAGAGACCAGAAAGUUAAAGUCCUUGAACAGCAAAUUCAGGAUUCUGAAGUUGAAUUAAAAGUUGUUACAGCAGAUACUCAAGUUUUCAUGGAGCAAGCACUCAAAGAUAUUGAUAGAUUUGAGAGACAAAAGGUGAAAGACUUAAAGGAAAUAUUCACAAACUAUGCUAUUAUGCAAAUAAAGCAAUCAAAAAAGGGUAUUGCAAUUUGGACCAGUGCAAAAGAUUGCUAUGCCAAGAUGUAAAUGAGCAAAUCAAAAAAAGCAGUAGUCCCUGAUCAAAAAUGGUUCCUAAACCUCUGCAGCACAUCUCAUCAUAAGAGCAGUCUUUCUCUACUCAAUGAGAAUUUUUUUUAUUUUGUUUUUUGAGUUUUUGUCUUUUUUUUUGUCAGAAAGUGUAUGUUUAAAACUAAAAAAAAAUUUUAAAAAGCAAACCCAUAAAAACAACAACGAUGAAAAUAUUUAAAUACUCCUUCCACAAAUCCCUUUUUUCUUCUUCUUUUAUUUAUCUAUUUAUUCUUUAAAUGGACUGGCAGUAAUUUAAAUGAGAUUUGCUUUUGGCAAAGCUGUGAAACCUGAAGUUUUGCAGUUUCCUUAAGUUUUUUUUGUUUUUAUACUUAUUAUUUAAUGAUGAUUAUUUAAUCUACUAUAUUUACAUUUAUUGAGGAUUAAUCUAUAAUUGGACAAAGUCAGAAAAUAUAAACAUAUAUUUAUUAGUUGGCUUAAGCAGUUUGUAUGUGAGCCUUUGCCUUGCUCUACUGUUGCCUUACAUUCCAAUGAUUUUCGGUAAAACUCUACUUUCUGCUUGCUUUCUUUUUUUUUCUUUUUUCCAUCCUCUAGUAACAAUACAUUCCGUUAAAGUGUAAUUAUACAUUAGCUUCAUAUAUUUUCCAAUAUAUAUAAAUGGAUGAAUGAAUUAUCCUUUGUUUACCGUUAACAUGGAAAAUUCAAUAAACAGUUACCAGGGUAGCAAAAUUCACACAAGUAACACUAUAUAUAUAUAGUUCAUGUCUCACUAAGAAGCAGUGCACAGUAUAGGAAUUAGUGUCUGCAUAAGUGGAAUGUAAACCAGACAAUUUGUAUUGGCAUCAAGUCAUAUAAGUUGUAAUAAUGAAAUCAAAUCCAAUUUUGAAAUGUUUUAAGUGAAGAAGGUUUACCUAAUGGAUGCAUUUCCUAUUAUGUAUUAAGCAAACCUGAAAUGUAUUAAAUGAUUUCAAAAUGUCACUAUUACAUUUGACUUCAUUGUCAUAACACACACAUAUAAUGCUAAAGUGUUAAAGUGUAACUACACUCAUAUGUAUACAUAUAUAUAUGUUUGUAUGUAUAUAUGAAACUAGAGUGUAAGUAUGCUUAUAUAUAUUGCUUGGUUUAUAGCAGUUUGUGGAAAUAUGAUUAUUGCUUCAGUGAGUAAAUUUCCCUACAAAUAUUUAAUAUUGCUAUUUGAUUGGGCUGGGUCUUUUUAUAUAGAUAUUAUUUACCCAUUCUGAUCAUGUAUACAAUAAUUAAAAGUGGCAUGGCAAUGUUACUAAACCAUCUUGGUUUAUUAGCAUACAAACAUAUCCAUGAUACUUUGAACCAUUAUAACAGCAAUCUGAAUUUAUCUUGGUAUACAACCCAGCUUUAUCUUGCUUAUAUAGUUUCCAUGUGGCGCUUAACUGGAAUUAGCGAAAGUAGCCGGCCAUAAAAUUCUUGCUUCAACGUUAAUCAUGCAAAAUCUGAAUUUUUCUGAAGCAACCAACAAUCCUUUGCUCAUAGAGAUGGAAAAUAUUCAAUUCUGAUUUCAUGUACAAUUUCUGCUAACAGAAAAUUUAAUAUUUCAAUGUCUAUAUUUAUUGAGUCAACCAACUGUUUAGGUCUUGAAAAUAAUGCCAUGAAGGCUGUCAUACUUUAACUAAAUUUGGUUAUUGUGGUAUUACGGUUAUGUUUUCUUUUUUCUUUUUUUCUUAUGUUACCCCAGUGUUAUAAAAAUCUUAAUUCUCUGUUUGCAAUUUUCCCACUUAUAUCAAAAUUUGCUGAUCACUAUCCCUGCUUUUGUUUUAGAUUAUUUGUUCUUACAGCUACUUCAAGUGCUCUUCAAAAAAUAGUUCUUGUCAUAUUUUUAGAGAUAAUUAUUCAACUAAAAAUCAAGGAGAAACCACAUAAUUUACUAUAAAUUGCAAGUUUUGUUUAUUCUUUUCUAAAAUAUUUAAAUAUUAAAGAAAUAACAAAAAAACUUUCCAUUUCAAAACUAUUUUUUAAUUAAAAUUUCAUGAAGCUUUGAAAUUUGCAUGUAUUAAUUUUUUUUUUCCCUCUUUUCUUACUCCUCCUUUCUAUCUUUUCCUUAUAUGCCAUGGUUGAUUUUGGGAGCAGUGUUUCAGCUGUAAGAAAUCUUCAAGGUUUUACUGUUACUAUGGUGUAGGUUGUACACAUGAAGGUCCACUUAAUUCAAGCAAACAUUAAAAUACCAGUGAUGAGAUAAAAUGAUUAUAUGCUUUGUGUAUUUAGAAGUAAUUGGAAGUUGAAAUGCUGGAAGAAUUAGCCCAGAAGAUUUUAUCUUCUCGGAGAUAAAAGGAAUAAAUCAAUUCAAGUUUCAGCCAAAUUUCACUGACAUAAAUAUUUCUUGCUCAACAGUUUACAUCAUUUGUUCACAUUGGUUUACUGCAAAAUGACAGAUUUUGAAUUAGGUAAAGUACUUGUGUUCUGAUGGAUUAUGUCAGUCAUUUCAACAAUUAUGCGUGAGGUUGUAUUUUAAAGUGGAAUUAAUGGAUCUGCAUAUUUUCCAUGCUUAAUGGAAAAUAUUAAGCCAUCAGCUAUUGAUCAUUUGUGUCAUUUCUUUUCCUUGCUCUGAAAACUAGAAAGCAAUAAAUAAAAUCAGAUGAUUAAGUAUCAGUACAAAUUUCAAAUCCCCUAUAUCAGUUAAGAAACUUCUGGUAUAAUAUCUGUUUCAAGUUUUCAGUCUGUAUUGUAUUUGUGAUGCUUUACAGAAAAUCUUCUCUUUAACCAAAAACAAAUGCCAUAUUAGUGUUCUUAGUUUAAUUACCAUUCUACUAUAAAUCAAUGUUUACCACUCAGAUGAUAACCUGUUAUGCAUCUGCAUUAAAAUCAGUUACUACACUCACAAUAACCUGCACGGGUUUCCUUGAUCUGUCUCUAUUUAUCACUGAAGAUGGGGUUCAUUGUUAAUGAACAUCAAUAGUAUUUAAGUUGAUUGUAGAACAAUUUUAGCAGACACAAAUUGACAGAGAUUUGUCGUCUGUUAUAAAAAUUGUAUUAUACUUGGUUGUGAGAAUCACCUACCUAUAUUUGUAUUUUCUUUUAUAAUUCUGUAUUAACAGAACUUGGGGGGAAAUAUAGGUAAAUGUGAGCAAGAUGCACAUAAGUAGUAUGUGUGUCUAUGCCUUUAGAAUUUAUGACUGACAUGAUAAAAAAAAAGGUAAUAACAAAGAUACUUGAUCUCAAAAAUCACAAACCUCUUUGUUAUGCUUCAAUAAAUGUUAUUUGUCAGAUA